GUUUUUGGAGCCGUCAUGUCUGUCUGCUGGGUUUGUUAUUUUGCGGCACGCAGGUGGUCUCGCAAUUUUUUUCUCCUCGCUGAAAAACUUGAGAAACCGGUGGAUCUAAUUUUCUGAAAACUUGGAGGAACAAUCGUCAGGCUCUGCGGUUCCUUGAUGCUGAUCCAAGUACGGAGUGGUGCUUCUGCAGGGGUUUGUCAUGUAAAUCAAUACUGAGCAAAGGUAAGUGGUUAAAAGGACUACUUAGAAAAAUAACUGAGGUAUCUGAUUUAAAGCUGUUAAACAGACUCUAAUGGUCCUACUGAGAAAACUUAAUGCUUUUUACAUUGAUAUUUCUGGGUGAGAUGCUCUUGCCAACAUUAAAAAAGAUUUGGUGGACUGAUGCGCACAGUGGUUAGGCUAUAAUUUUGUGGGUGUGCAUAUGCAGGUAGCAUGAUAUAAAAAAGUUAUAUCCAUAGGUUGAAUUAUUGAUAAGUCGUGCUUUUACCUCUUAAAAAUUAGACUUAGUUUCAAAACUGUUGAGGUUCUCAGGUCUGGGAUUUGCUUUUUUUCUAAUUUUGCUUGAUUCUUGAACAUUAUUUCACAGUCCCAGAAAGCUGUGAAGAAUAUAAAAUGACUAUAUAAUAACUUAAGGUUAAGAAAAUGUGGUAAUUGUUUGAUAUUGUAAAAACAAAGUCAUUGCAGGACUUGAAAUCCUAAGAGAGUGAUAAUAGAUAACACUAGUCAGAAUAGAAAAACAUUGAAUGACCCUUUGUCUCAUAUAAUCUUUGUUUUUAAUAAAUUAGUGAUGUAUUUUGAUGGAAAAGUCGGCAUCCAAGUUUUUUACACCUCAAAGUGAAUCCCAGAAUUUUGUUGAUGUGUUUAGCCAGAAAAUGAAAACAAGGACCCACUCUUUUACCCCAUCUUGGUCGCUGAGCAAAUUGUCGCCCAUAUGACUUUGUAUUAAUACGCUGUGCUCAAAAACCAUCAGCUCAGUUCUGUUAAAUUUGGCCUAAAUCUUUAUGUCUGUGCAGGUAAAAUGAAGCCGAUCAGAUUGGCUCGACCAUUACUCGGGGGUCUUCUGCUUCUUUGUGUAGUAGGAGGUGUCUGCAGCCAGAUAGUGUCCGCUGGCAACCAAAGCUCCCGAGGACAGACAGGUGAGUGUCAGGCCCAACUGGACCAAUCUCACCCCCUCAGGGCCUCAUUACGGCUCUUGGUCAGCAGCCCAGAGCAGAGAAAUUAUAAAGUGACAAGAACAUGAGGAUGAUGGUGUUUCUCAUACAGACAUAUGGAUGCAGAAGCUUUUCAACUCUUUCCAGAGACUGGCCGUAAGACAGAUAAUUCACAGAUACAAACAUUUGUGUGAAGAAGCAGUUUAACACACUUUGCCACUCAAUAAGCCAAAUCUAAUUAUACUUACUGCUACUGUAUCUGACUAACUUGGCAUUGACCUCUACAAUGGCUCAUUAACGACAGAGGCAGGGAGGGAUAGAGGGCAUUAAGUAUGGGGACAUUUAAACUAAAGUACCAACAUAGAAGUGCUCUAUACUGCCUCUAAAGUAUACCACUGGGGUAAAUUUACAGAGGUGGAGUGAUAAAAUUGACUUAAAUCCAACGAAUCAGUGCAUAAGCACCUGGUUAUUUAUCUUGGGAUUCUUUUAAGCUGAGCUUGUUGAUGUGGAGAUCAGUCCAAGUCGAAGAAACGAUUGGAGAAAAACUACAAUUAUGCAAAUGUCCAAAAAUGUAAUCUGUUAUUAACUCUGGGGUAAAGGGUCACAGACUUAAAAGAUACAGAAAAACUUGUUGAAUCCACAAUAUUAGUAUUUAAUUAUUCAUUUUUAAUUGAAUAUCUUUAUUUGAAAAGAAUGUGAAUAAAUCCAAGGGAAAUAUGCAAUAUCCAUGAUUUAACUCUAGUAGAACAGAAGUCUAUUGCAGCACAGUAAAGUAUGCAUGCAUCUAAAUCGCUCUUGUAUUGUUGAGUUCUGCUCUGAUUACAUUUACACUUCAGUGACAGAUAACACUUUCAGUUCUGCAGGUGUUCAGACAACUAUGCAGCAACUCCAGGGAUAUUUUGCUAGUGAUAUGCAUGCAUUUUUGGUCCUUAUGUUUUAUUUCUGCUUUGUUGCGCCUCCUUUGUGUGCAAUAUGUCAUGAGCCAGAGUUAAAACAGAAGGGAAAGGACCCAAAUAUGGGAAUUAUUUAAAAAGAACUGAAUGAAAAAAAGCAACAAUGGGAAAAAUCCAAAACAUCAAAAGGGCACUGGGGAAAAAUCGUAUGGAAACUCAAUGGGGACACAAGCAUACGCACUCACAUUGACAUACAAUGAACCAACAAGAACAGAGGGGAAGACAGGGACAAUAUACACACCAGUUAACGAGCAACAGGUGCAGCAGACGACACAGGUGAGGCUAACGAGACACAGGUGAAACUCGUUAACUGAUUAACAAAGGAGGGACAACUUGGAAGUAAAACCAGACUAAAAACACAAGGAAUCAAACUACUACAGAAUAAUACAGGAAACACUGAAAUCUAAUCAGAAACAAUAGGGAACAAAAACACUGGGGAUAAUACACAAAAUGCACUCAAAUAAAAUCAGGAGAAAACUCAACAAACAGAACAUAUCAUGACACAGUGAUGCAGCAGCAAAUGUAGGACACAUGCCUUCAUCUUGCUCAUUAUGCUUCACAUCCACUUGGUGGUGCUGUAGCUUUAGAAACAUCAAAAUGAAGUCUAAGGUAUCAGCUCUCCUUAUUUUCUCACCUGAAUGUACUCAUUAUCUGCAUUUAUUUGAUUUAACAUAUAAACCAGCUCAAAGAACAAUCACAGUCUAUCUUUCACCAUGCCUAACACACCACAAAAACAGCCCCUUUUCCUCUAAAUUCUCAUCCACAGGGUCAUCACAGGAGAGGACAGGGACUUGUGAAGUGGUUGCAGCUCAUCGUUGCUGCAAUAAGAACAAGAUUGAAGAACGCUCUCAAACUGUUAAGUGCUCCUGCUUUCCAGGGCAGGUGGCGGGGACAACAAGGGCUCUGCCCUCUUGUGUCGAGGGUAAUGUCGCUUGGACUCCUCUUCUACCUCUCUGAAAAUGGCCAUGUUCUUUUGUGAUAUGAAUACUAAUAGUUGAAGUAGGGUCUGGUCUUAAGUUUUAACAGAGUUCACUAUCCACUACCUGCUAAUGCUGAGGCUUUCAAGGACCAGAGAGUGUGACAUCUUCAAUGAGGCUUUUUUCCUUCCCAAAUAAGACUUUCUCUAAGUCCUUCCGUCUAAAAAGUGACCUUCUGCUGUGGUGUAUUUUUCUCUAGCCUCCAUUGUGCGCCAGAAGUGGUGGUGUAAAAUGGAGCCGUGUCUUGAGGGGGAGGAGUGCCGAGUUCUCCCUGACCUCACCGGCUGGUCGUGCAUCUCCGGGAACAAAGUGAAGACCACAAAGGUGAGGAGGGGGGCCUGCAUUUGUCUGAGUCACUGCGGCACCUGCACUGUACAAAGGAUAUAACACAAAAUGGAUUUGGUUCAAGACAUGGUAUUUAUAGACCCCUUAUGUGCAGCCAUGCAGCAAAUCUCCUCCUUUUUGUUGCAUUUCUCUUAUGCAAACAGGGGCCGACAGACUUGUGAAUGCUCAUCAUAAAGCUUUCUUUUAGUAAGCCCUCCUUUGAUGCAGAAGGAUUUCACAAUCAAGUAUAAUCACUGCUCCCAUUGGCCAUAUCAACCCCCUUGCUCUACACCAGGCACAGUGGGCUCAGAGAACCUAAUUCUAUAAGCUGUUGAAUGAUGGGGCCAAGAGGACAAACAUGAAAUAAGCUGUAAACUAAUUCAGAACACUAAAACCCAUGUAAUUAAAUCUGACGGGAAAGGAAACCCGAGUGUAUCAAGAAACGCACUUUCUCGUAAGAGGCUGUUUUGUCGAGCUGUUUUAAAUGUACAGUUCCCGAGGGAAACGUUUAAUAGUUAAACAGGGGCAAGCGUGCAGCUGGUGAUCAAAAGAUACCCAGCAGUCAUGUGGUCCAUCAGAUUAUUUUAUCAAACAACAGAAUUAGCGGGAGACAACAGCAGCUGAGAGGAACUCAGAUCUUUUAAUCAGUAGUAUGAGAAGAGAAACCACAGGGUAUAGGGAUUCUGUUCAAAUGAAAGGUCAUGCUUUUUAGAUUGUACUUGAAUAAUAACAAGGGCAUGAGCAUCAAAGUAUACUCAGCACUGUGAAUAUAGAAAAACACUCUCAAUGCAGAAUGGAUUGCUGUAUCCAAAUAGGCUGUAAUUAUUGGAUCAAAUCUCUAAUCGUCCAGGUAAAAUUGAAGGUUUGGGUACGCUAAUUUGUGCCUCAUUGUCUGUGAAUUAUCUACUCUGAUGUUACAGCUCCUCUUAUUUAACUUUUAUUAACUGCUGCAUAAGUUAAUGGUUGAUUUGACUUUUACUGGACCAGAAAUAUCUGUAGCUUUCUCUGUCGGUCUAGCCUGCUGUUCCCUCUUGAAAUACGUGCAGAUAUGCAGUUUUAGCGCAUUUAACUGUAAUAUAAUUAAUUGAUAUGUCAAAUAAAAUUAUAAUCUAUUUUUAAAACGAUUCCUGUAUGAACUGAGAAGGUACUAAUGCUGCGUUCGGGUUUCCUCGGAAGUCAAAAGUCUGAGCUGAAAAUUAAGUCACACCCGAGUUCCCAGCGUUUCAGUUACCAAGUUGGAAAAAAGCAAAUCGGAGGCGGAAACAAGAUGGCUACAUCUACGAAAGUUAUUUUAGUUAUUAGGGCUUGCUUUGUCUGAAUGUAAGGCAAGUGCUAAAAUAACUUUUGUAGAUGUAGCCAUCUUGUUUCCGUCUCCAAUUUGCUUUUUUCGGAGUUGGUAACUGAAACGCAGGGAACUUCGGUGUGACAUUAUUUCCAGCUCCGACAUCUAUCUGCCAAGGUAACUCGAACGCAGCACAAUGUUGAUGCUGAAGCUUGUUCCCAGUUUUGCCAUGUGGCCACUUAUGGUAUUGCAGCAAAAACAAAAUAAUAAAUGGGGUAAAUAACUGUUUUUGUUUUCUUUUUUCUCUUUUCUUUUUUUGGUUUACUAGUUUUAUGAAGCUAUGCGCCUAAAAUUGUCUGACAUUUUAAACACUAAUCUGCUAGGAGGAUUUUUUUGAUUGAUAGAGGUAUCAUGUCACUAGGUAUCAUGUUUUGAUCUGGUAUCAAGGUUGAUCCGAUAACAGGACAUGCAAUGCCUCUGAGAUGAUGGUUGGGAGUAUACGUCAUAAACUGACUGUUUGUCCAAAACAAUGGAAGCUCCUUCUCCUAUGAGCUGCAGUUUAAGCCCCGCCUCCACCAUGUCAACAGAUGGGACAUGGAUCAAACUAGAAAAUCAAAACACAUGAAAUUUUCCUAAACAAGAUUUCGGACAUUAUUGUUAGCUCUUAUACUGAUAUGAGGAAAGUGUUAAAUUUUCUUAGAAGUCGUGUUUUAGUUAUUAGAUUUUUCAAAGAUGAAUGAUUGUAAGCUCUGUUAAGUUAUCAAUGCAGCCCUCUUGCCUCAUAUCUCCAGAUGGGCGGAUUGGAGGCAUAUUUGCUGAGUUCGAAUAACCUUGGAAGUCAGAUGUCCGAGCCGGGAGUGACAUCACACCGGAUUUACCAGCGUUUCAGUUACCAAGUCGGAAAAAAGCAAAAUCGGAGGCGGAAACAAGAUGGCUACACCAACGAAAGUUAUUUUAGCGCUUGUUAUUUUUGCAUCCCUUUCGUAGCCAUCUUGUUUCCACCUCCAGUUUUGCUUUUUUCCAACUUGGUAACUGAAACGCAGGUAACUCAGGUGGGACGUCAUCCCCAGCUCAGACAUCUCACUUCCGAGGUAACUUGAACGCAGAAAUUAUACAGUCAGUGGUUGAGAUUCCCAGCUAAGACAGACAUUAUUUCAUACAAUAAUUGUGAUAGAGAUGAAAGAAACUAGAGUUAUUAAACGCUGUAACUUUCUGCUCUUGUUUAUAGGUGGCACGGUAACAAGAAAGGACCUCUAUCAAAUCAGCACCGACUCAUCCCAGCCUGCAGCAGUCACCUCAACUAACACUGGACUCAGGACAGCAAACGCCUCGUCAGAUAGAGCAAAGAACAAUAUAGAUUUAAUUAGAUAUCUCCAGAAACUCCAAGAACUCAUUAUUCUAAUUUCUUUUGGCUGCAACACAAUUUUGUUGGGGUUAAUCCCGUAGAGUGGACAAUCUAUUAGCAAUUGACUUAAGAUAAAAUGAGGCAGCUCUGUUCUCCCAAUUCAAACAGGCAGCUACUGCAAGAGUGUAUCAUCUUCUCAGUGCUUGAUAUGCUGGGCACAUUGUGAUGCACUCAAUCAAAGUUUGGAUAGGCCUGCUGGCAGACACUUAAAAAGAGAUUUUGUGGAUUUUUCAGGAGACACAAUGUGAAUCCAGUCGGUGGCUUGUGACUCUCAGUGCCGAUCAAAGCAGAAAAGCACAAAUACUGAGAAAUUUAUGAUUAUGUAGCAUUUGUCGACAAUGCUGUCCCUGACUUACUGUGAGCUUUGUAAAGAGGCCAUAUCCCCACGGACUCCUCCUUACAGCGAAGAGCCACUCAGACAAACAAGACUACCCACGACACACACACACACACACACAUGCAAAGGCUGCUUUCGGUUGGACAGGCCACCACCUGCAAUGGUACGCACACAAGCAUGAAGCUCUGAUGCAAAACAAGGACUGUUUGAAAUGCUAAUCAUGGGGAGAAAGGGGAGAGAGAAGAGAAGAGGCGCUCCUUCACUGUGGAGAGUAUUUACAUCAUGCUUUUGUUUGUCUCUCUAAACUGAGUGCUCCUGUGGAGGGAACUCUGCUCAUCAUAAUGAUGGGAAACAUUGGAAAUUCUCUGCCUGGAAGCAAACGGUAAC
Molecule: messenger RNA, 6816 nt
Organism: Xyrichtys novacula (pearly razorfish)
Lineage: Eukaryota; Metazoa; Chordata; Actinopteri; Labriformes; Labridae
Source: the annotation of a GenBank genome assembly